Molecule: messenger RNA, 5145 nt
Organism: Hemibagrus wyckioides
Lineage: Eukaryota; Metazoa; Chordata; Actinopteri; Siluriformes; Bagridae
Gene: b4galt6
Product: UDP-Gal:betaGlcNAc beta 1,4- galactosyltransferase, polypeptide 6
Exons: 9
Coding region: 645-1790 (381 amino acids)
Biological process (GO): carbohydrate metabolic process; glycosphingolipid biosynthetic process
Molecular function (GO): UDP-galactose:glucosylceramide beta-1,4-galactosyltransferase activity
Source: RefSeq, a predicted model, not a curated record
GAAACAACGCCUCCUUGUUUCAUUCUUGAUUUCAACCCCUUUUCACCACUGAUAUUUCAUCAGUUUUAGCCACGGGAACAUCUUCACAGACAGUAUUUUCGGUUUGUGUGUUUGACUGGGUUCAGUGGGAGCGUGUUUGAGAGGGAGGAGGAGGAGGAGGAGAAGAAGAAGAAGUUCUCACCCACACCUACAUCGUCAUCUCAUUUCCUCCUCCUUUUACCCACUUCAUACGAAAACAUGGUGCAUAGGCAGGUGCGGAUUUGACUUGACUUUAUUCGCUGGUUUUCUGCUUCGCAGCUUCAUCAUGAGCCAAAUACAGUCUGUGGACUGAUUCAACAUCUGGUUUAUUUAUUUUUUUAUUAUUUUUAUAUAUUUUUUUUUAUUUUGGUCAAUCUGGAAAUUCCUUGGUUUCAGCACUCCUCUUCCUUUGGCGCUUUAGCUUAGCUUUAUCGCUGCAUCCCAGUUCUAACCGGCCCCCCUCCCCUAAAAAAACCAGGCCACAACGAUGCGGACUUUACUACAGCCUUGAUUUCUCGGGAGAAGAAAUAAACAACGUUUUCGCUUUGGUGAAGGAAAGGAGCUUUACAUAUUUUUUUUUAUGGACCUGACGGAUAGCUAGUAGCCGCUACUCAGAGCAAAGAAAAAUGCUGAAUACGAGGCGGCUGUUGCGGCUUUCCAACCGCUCCUUCUUGGCCUUCAUUUUUUUCUUCUCCAUGUCUACGACCUGCCUCUACUUCAUCUAUGUGGCCCCUGGAAUAGCCAACACAUACUUCUUCAUGGUGCAGGCUCAGGGUAUAAUGAUACGUGAUAACGUGCGGACAAUUGGCCAGAUAAUCAGAUCAUACACCAAUAAGAACAGCACUCUGAAUGGCACAGAUUAUCCAGAUGGGAACAACUCCAGCGAAUAUUUUGCUCAACCGACUACAUACCUCCCUGAGAAUUUCACCUAUGCCCAGAAUUUGCCCUGCCCGGAACGCUUACCUUCUAUGAAGGGCCCUAUAGAAGUAAAUAUGACUGAGGUUCCUAUAGAGGAGAUUGAAUUGCAGCUUAGAAAGCUUGGCAUUCAGUAUGGGGGACACUGGAAGCCCAAGGACUGCAGACCACGCUGGAAGGUGGCUGUUCUGAUCCCCUUUAGGAAUCGUCAUGAACAUCUACCCAUUCUGUUUCAGCACCUUGCUCCUAUGCUUCAAAGACAGCGCUUACAGUUUGCAUUUUAUGUAAUCGAGCAGGCAGGUACUCAGCCUUUUAACCGAGCCAUGCUGUUUAAUGUGGGCUUCAAGGAGGCAAUGAAGGAUCUGGAGUGGGACUGUGUGGUUUUUCAUGAUGUCGAUCAUAUCCCUGAAAAUGACCGGAAUUAUUACGGCUGUGGGCAGAUGCCUCGUCACUUUGCUACAAAACUUGAUAAGUACAUGUACAUUCUACCCUACAGUGAGUUCUUUGGAGGAGUGAGUGGACUUACAGUAGAGCAGUUUCGCAAGAUUAAUGGUUUUCCCAAUGCUUUCUGGGGCUGGGGAGGGGAGGAUGAUGACCUCUGGAACAGGGUGCACUUUGCUGGCUUUAAUGUGACCCGGCCUGAAGGAGAUAUUGGCAAAUACAAAUCAAUUCCUCAUCACCACCGAGGAGAAGUGCAGUUCCUGGGAAGGUACAAGCUGCUAAGGUAUUCUAAAGAAAGGCAAUAUUUGGAUGGCCUAAACAAUCUCCAGUAUUCUCCAGAAAUCUCUUUAAAUAGUCUGUAUAAGAACAUCACUGUUAACCUGAGCCCUGAGCUUGCCCCCAUAGUGGAGUACUGACACCCGUCUCUUCAUCCACUCCACCUGGCUAUCAGUACCUGAAGACGACCGACCCAGCAUCAUGGAGAAGAGCGCGGCCAGAACAUCGCAUCCGGCCACCAAGAAACCUUGAAACCAAUAGACAAAAGGUUAAAGGCCUGAAUACUACAAUGAUUGUGUGUGUGAAGUGUGUAUGUGAUGUCAUACCUAUGUUUCUGUGAGUGUGCGCGUCCCAAUGCAUGUCUCUAUGUUUAUGCGGCUUUAGCUACUCAAAUCACACCAUGCUACGGAGAGAGAAAAAGAAAAAAAAAUUGGGGCGUGUCGGUGUCAACAAUUCAAAUGUUUACUGCGAAGCCUUAACUGAUUUUCAUAGGCUGUUAUCACUCUGAGUGUCAGUUCUCAUCCAUGCCAACAAUGUAGACCGCUCAGUUUUACAACUCGACAGCAAACUAAAUGCCAAUAGAUAUUUUAUGGCACGUUUUGUAUCAUAUAGUAGAAUUUUAAGGCAUAUGACAAUUUAUGUAUGUACUGUAAACGGUCUUUUAUGGCCUUCCUUAUUUAUUAUGAUUUUUUUUUCUUUUUUCUUUUUCUUGAGAUGUACUUUCGAGCACUCCAGUGGCGUGUGUAAUGUGAGCGUCACAUUUUUUUCUGUUCUUUUGCGGGCUGUGAGUGCACGAAGGAUCACGACUGCUCACUCGAUCCUGUAAUGUCAUGCGUCAUUCCAGUGCACAUAUUCUUACUUUGGCAGCUAACUGGCUUUUCUUUAAACCCCCCCCCCAUCCCCCCCGACCCUUACCUUUCCUUACACAAACGGACGCUUCAGUUUUAAGGACUAAAGAGAAAUGGAAUUGGGAUGUGCGGUUUAUUGAGCAAAACACCAAUAUCAAUCAGCAUGCCUUACUACUUUUGCCAGAUAUUUUUUUUUUUUGUAUAUCAUUUAAUGUUUUUGUUUGUUUUUUUUUCAUUAUGUGCACUGCAACAAUGGAAGUGAAGAAAAUAUAUCUUCUUUUUUUUUAUAUAUAUAUAUAUAUAUAUAUAUAUAUAUAUAUAUAUAUAUAUAUAUAUAUAUAUAUGUAUAUAUAUAUAUAUAUAUAUAUAUAUAUAUAUAUAUAUAUAUAUAUAUAUAUAUAUAUAUAUAUAUAUAUAUAACGAGGGGAGAAAAAUGUUGCUGGUCAUUCACUCGAAGAAUUGCUGAGCAGUCAGGUACACAGCUGCUAAAUGCUAAAAUACUAUAAUAAUGGGGUGACUGAGAGUGUGUGUGAGACAGUGAGUGAGAAUGUGUGUGAAUAAUCCUCCAGCUGUGUAAAUGAAGUACCUUGCACUCGUCAUAAAAAUAAGUUGGGCCUGGAUGAGAGAGUGAUGCUAGUGUUACUCUUGAAUGGCAUAAGAAUAGAGUUUUAGGGCAAUGAAGACUUUAUGCUGUUAAAGUUUUGAGCUGUUUGGUUGGUUGUGCUUUUCUUUGUACAUGUUGAUUGCCUUUGUAUAUAUACAGCCUCAUGUUGAAGAUGAUGUAUCAUAAUUUUGUUUAUUUUGUGGUGUUUGUUGUUUGUCUUCAUUUCUUUUUUUUUUUUUUUGCUAGUGAUUCUUUUUUUUUUUUUUUUUUUUUAAAAUUUAUAUCUGUCUUAAAUAGAAAACUUUGUGUUGGUAUUUUUACACACCGUGUGUGUGUGUGUUUCCGUUUCCACUAAAGUCAUAUCAGCCGUGCUGUUUAUGGCACUAGCUUUUCUUUCCCCUCCUAGCGCCGAUCCUGAGGUGUUACUCUAAUCCUGCAGCUCACUGACGCAUGGGGUAUCUCCCUGUUUCACAGCUUGCACAGGGUCAUGUAGUGCACUCGGACCUUUCCAAGGUGUUCUUGUCGUGUGUUCAAGCAAAGGCCUUUUGUGCGUUUCUCCUCUCGGACCAGGCUGAGCCAUUUGCUCUGAAAAUAUUAGCGUGCUGAACCAUGCAUGUGUACUCUGUAGACCUAAAUUCUUCUUGUUUACAGAUUUCUUCUCUUAAACUUUCAAGCUGAAGUCUGUGUUUGAUCAGGCCUAGUUGCUAUGGUUAGAGGUUAAAUGAAUACAGUGGGGUAAGGAAUCUGAAGGUAUAGUUUUUAGCAGCCUUCAUGAAGUGAAGGUUAAUGCUACAGUGAAGGAGAUUAGAGGUGCCAAAUAUCCCAUUGUACCCUUGUGUUGAAACUUUUCCUUCACUUCCUUUCCUUCACUCUUAUUGCUUAAAGCUUCAUAUUUUCACCAGUGUUGUGGUCUUAGAAUUGAGGUUGAUCGAAACUUUAGGGAUUUCUGUCUGAGAGUGAUAUUAGCUUCUUAACAUAAAUAAAUAAAUAAAAAGAUUAGUUUUGCCCAAGUAAAAAAUAAACAUUACAACUUACUAAACAUGAAUCACUGAACCUAAACGCAUCAAAUUCAACCCAUAUUCAUUGUAAUGGAUAAACUCUCACCCCCUUAAGCAGUUGAGGUGGAGAACUCAGUUUCAUACAGGAAGAAAUGAACAUUUCAUUCUAAGAACAUUCUAAGGAAAAUAUUAUGACAUGUUCUAUGUGAUUGUCUGAUUUUGAGACAGUAUUGUGAGGUGGACGCUGGUCAGACAGUAAGCAACAGUAUUUCAGAUAAAUCCAGGAUAUCCUGCAUUCUCACGUUGCAACACAAUGUGCGCAGCACUUCCAUGAAAAUGUUCAUUUUCUCUCUUCAUUUUCAGUCCUUUCAUGCAUAAAUGUAGUAAACGUUUCACCUAGAGCACCAAAACUCAGUGUUAAAAGUAGGCACCUUUUAUCAAGGUGCUGGCAAUGUGCAGUGUGGAAAUCUUUUUAUUAAGUUACUAAGAAUCUUUAUAAAAUUCAUUACAGAUGAUUUAUGGAAUUCUUCAUGUAUUUAAAAAAAAAAAACAAACAAUCUAAAAAAGAUAAGGUUUCCCAACUCAGGAGGUGUUUAAUGCCUUCUGUCUCAGCCUUGUGUCUCCUGAUCUGGUUUUUGCUCGCAGUGUGUCGUGUCCAAAAUUGUAUUACUUGGAGUCUCUUCAGGGGCGAAUCUUUGAACCUGUGAUCCACUUUGAGUUAUUUCACCAAUAAAGUCGCACCCCAUGCCUUGCUUAUGUGUCUGAAACGAUAUUGAUUUUGGAAAUAUGUAUUCCAUCAUCACCAGUCGUUUCACAGAGUGUUACAUUUUAUUUUGCAGUAUUCAUAUUUGUGCCUUUCCUUUUUACACAUUCACAUUCAUGAUUGAGAGUUGCAGUGAGGUGGCUGUUUUUAGAAAUGAAAACGAUGUAGAGUGCCCAUUUUCUUUUUAUUUUUCACAAGUUUUUCAUUUUAAUCUGGAUUUUAAAUGUACGGUCUUCUAAAACAUCGUUAAAAAAAAAAAUGAAUAAAUCGGAGCAGAAAGCC